AUGCCCACUCUCACUCACGCUUUGCAGUAUCGACAGCAAUCACGUCCCCGACAUCGAUACCAGAUGAUUCCAUCCAAGAACGGCAACAUAGUCGCUACCAGCUCGCCUACCGGCUCUGUGGUAGAUGAGCGCUACGAAGCGUUCGAUGGAGCACAAGAUCGCGAGCGCUUAUCGUGGGAGAAGCAGGCGGUUGUCGAUCUAAAGCCUUCACUACAUCGCGAUACAUACAUUGGAGCGCUUUUGUUUAACACCUGCGCCUUCAUCUUGCCAGCUCUCUAUAGCACCUUGUCGAAGCUAUGGGUUGCGAACAUCGAUUCAUCCAUGGUAGUCACUACAGACACGUACACAUACAUCGGCGUUGUCGCAGAAGUCUUGAACGAAGGUCUACCGCGUGCUUCCUACCUCGUCAUCGGCGACAAGUCCAGUCGUGGUUUCCGUGAGCGCUUGCAGCUCACUCACACUCUUAUCCUCUUCCAAUCACUCCUCGGGCUUAUCAUGAGUAUCGGAUUCGUCGCAGGCGCCUCUACUUUCGCGCAAGGUUUUGUUCCAGUCGAGGUUAGAGAUGUGAGCGUCACGUAUAUUCGCAUCUCUGCGUUCUCUGCAUUCAGUUCGGCAGUAGAGUAUGCGAUUUCAACGUCAACUCGCGCGCUGGAUAAGCCUGAUGUCCCACUUGUUAUCAGUUCCGUUAAGUUCGCUGUCAAUAUCGUUCUCGACUUGAUCAUCAUCUCGACGUUUCACUGA
Messenger RNA from Alternaria arbusti, 741 nucleotides. RefSeq lists its product as uncharacterized. The transcript has 2 exons. The record is from RefSeq and is a predicted model, not a curated record. Bases 1 to 741 code for a protein of 246 amino acids. Lineage: Eukaryota; Fungi; Ascomycota; Dothideomycetes; Pleosporales; Pleosporaceae.